GCCGGACCAUGCUAGGCUUUUCUAAAAUUUUCUCGAGGUUUAGCGAAGUUGUUCCUAGAUGAAAGGGCCUUGGCGGUCUUUUUUUCCACUAAACUCUCCUUUCUUCCGCGGGGAGAAGACCUAUCCGGAGAGCGUGGGGAAAGCCAACCAUGGCUUACGUAGAGAACGGUGUUGUGAAACAAAAGCGGACUGUUUGGAGGUUGAGCAUAAUAUCAGAUUUCUUCUGGGCCAUUGUGAACUUCAUUGUGGUGUUCUUUGUAACAAUGUUCUCAAUGGAAAAAUCAAAUGAAUACAAGAAAGAGUCAGGCUCUAGUAAGAAAUGGGAUGGUGGUCCUGGUGGAGGCCCGGGAGGUGGUCCUGGAAGGGGUCCAUAUGGUGGUGGUGGCCCCCGUGGACCACGUGCAUUGGCUGAUCUCAGGGCGAAUGACCAUAGUUCUCUUCCUGCAUGUGGAUCCUGCUGUGGAGGCUAAACACGAGUACAUUUUUGUGGUUCAUUUUUCACUUGUUGGAACAGACUUCCUGCUUUUCUGUAUCAAGACUCAGUGUGUUUGAAAUGGCUCUGCCUGUUACAGCAACAUGUAAUUUAGGCAAUGGAUGCAUACAUGUUAUGGUUUUUGAUCUUAUAUGGAGUAUUUCUAGUAUAAAAUUCUACUACAACUUGGAUCCUGCACAGCAAGCUUGAUUUGUUGAAAAUUUGGUGUAAUGUGGAGUAUUUCUAGUAAUGCAAUUCUACAUGCAAGUUAAGAUUCUGAAC
Elaeis guineensis (African oil palm) is the source of this 754-nucleotide messenger RNA. RefSeq lists its product as uncharacterized. Gene Ontology annotation, cellular component: endoplasmic reticulum membrane; Golgi apparatus. Lineage: Eukaryota; Viridiplantae; Streptophyta; Magnoliopsida; Arecales; Arecaceae. Gene Ontology annotation, biological process: endoplasmic reticulum calcium ion homeostasis; calcium ion transport. The record is from RefSeq and is a predicted model, not a curated record.